GUUUUCACAGUUUACCCGGUCUCGCUGCACAGUUUUUUUUUCUUCUUCGUUGUACGCUUUGGAUUAGUGCCACGUCGCUGUAUAAAAUGUGUUAAUAUAAUAAUAAUAUAAAAAACUACACGAAUAUGUGGAUGUAUUGUCUAUGUGUUGUUGUCGCCGGUUGUUUAGUGGUAGAUGUCGUUGUUUGCGAAGAACCCAAGAUCUCCGACGUCGCACGCGCUAAAGAAUGGUUAACGGAAUAUGACAGGAAACUUGGGCAAAUAAAAAAUGAAGAGACAUUGGCGGAAUGGAGUUACAACACAGACAUACGAAACGAAACGCAGAACAUCAUGGUCUCAAAACAAGUAGAAUCUUCCGCGUUUUCCAAGGAAGCCUUCAAAAACGCGUCCAGGUUCGACUGGCAGAGGUUUGGUGACGAGGAUGUGAAGCGACAGUUCAAACUGAUUUCUAACAUCGGACCGUCAGCGCUUCAGAACCACACAAAAGUCUUAAGAAUGAAUCAAGCGAUAUCGGAAAUGGAAGCUAUAUAUUCCACUGCCAGUGUGUGUUUGAACCAGUCAUACUGUUUGGAGUUGGAUCCAGGACUCACUGACAUCAUGACCCACAGCCGAAACGAAGCAGAUUUAAAAGCGGCGUGGCUUGGCUGGCGGGACGCAACGGGUCCAAAAAUGAGGUCAUUGUAUGAGGAGUUUGUUGGCCUAAGUAACGAGGGGUCAAGACAGGCAGGUAACUCAGACACUGGUGAUUACUGGCGUUCUUGGUACGAGACGCCGACAUUCCAACAGGACCUGGAACGUCUCCUGGAACAGCUGAAACCCCUCUACACAGAACUCCACACGUACGUGAGGCGCAAACUCACGGAUCUGUACGGAGAGGACAAAUUUCCUUCUACAGGACACAUCCCAGCGCAUCUUCUAGGUAACAUGUGGGCUCAGGAAUGGGGAAACAUAUACGACAUAGUGGAACCGUAUAGGAAUAAGUCAGCCACUGAUGUGACGUCAUCACUUAAACAGGCGAGUUAUAACGCAACACGGAUGUUUAUGGCAGCUGAUGAGUUUUUCCAAUCCCUUGGUCUGGAGAAGAUGCCGGGAACUUUCUGGACAAACUCUAUGUUUGUGAAACCAGUUGAUGGCAGGAAGGUCGUGUGCCACGCCUCCGCCUGGGACUUUUACGAUGGAACAGAUUUCAGAAUUAAGAUGUGUACUGACAUAAAUAUGAAUGAACUAAUCACCAUUCACCACGAGAUGGGACACAUUGAAUAUUUUCUCUUGUACAAGAACCAGUCACAAGUCUACAGAGAUGGUGCAAAUCCAGGAUUCCACGAAGCAAUUGGUGACACGAUAGCCCUCUCUGUCGCUACCCCGACCCAUCUCAACCGGAUUGGAUUGUUAAGUCAAAGCAACUUUGAUUAUGAAACCGAAAUAAAUUACUUGAUGAAAAUGGCGCUCAACAAAAUAGCUUUCCUUCCGUUUGGAUAUCUCAUUGACCAAUGGCGAUGGAGCGUGUUUAGCGGCGACACGCCUUCUAGCGAGUACAACAAACACUGGUGGGAUAUGCGAUGCAAGUACCAGGGAAUAGCACCGCCCAGCGAGAGAACCGAGAAUGACUUUGACCCUGGAGCAAAGUUCCACAUCCCUGCUAACGUUCCGUACAUCAGAUAUUUUGUGAGUUUUGUGAUCCAGUUUCAGUUUCACAAGGCGUUAUGUAAACUAGCAGGUCAGAACGAUUCACUUCACAGGUGCGACAUUUAUCAGUCGACAGCAGCGGGCGACAAACUCAGACACGCAUUAAGUCUCGGCUCGUCCAAACCCUGGCCGGAAGUGAUGGAGAUUAUGACAGGACAGCGGCAAAUGGACGCAGGCGCACUUUUGGAGUACUUCAAACCGCUCACCGAUUGGCUGAAGGACAGGAAUGCCCUGGAGAAGCACGGCUGGAGCGACAGCUGCCCGAUAACGGACGAGCAACUCGCGGUGUCGUGGCUGGAGAGUUACAACACGCGCGUGCAACACGUCAUGUACGGAGCAUACGAGGCCUCGUGGACGUAUUCAACCAAUAUUACACACGAAACGGAGAAGGCCAAGGUUGAAGCUGAAGUACAGAGUUCAAAGUUCACCAAGGAGGCUGCUCGAAACGCCAGUAACUUCGAUUAUAAGCAUUUCAAAGAUGAAGGCAUCAAACGACAGCUCAAGUCCAUAACAGACAUCGGAACGGACGCACUAAAAGAGGAAGCCAAAAUUAAGAGGCUGAGUGAAGUUGUUGCCGGGAUGGAAGGGAUCUUCAGUACUGGGAAGGUCUGUCUAGACCCCAGCGAUGCCACCAACUGUCUCGGACUACAACCAGGCGUGGCGCGGACGUUCGCCGGUUCUCGUGACUAUGACGAGUUGAAGGCGGUGUGGAAGGGCUGGAGAGACGCCACAGGAAAGAAGAUGAGGAGUCUCUUCCAUGAGCUGGUCAACCUCAGUAACGAGGGGGUCAGAGAACUCGGCUACAGAGACAACGGCGAGUACUGGCGCUCGUGGUACGAGACGGAAUCCUUCCAGCAGGACCUGGUGUCGCUCAUGGAUCAGCUGAAGCCUCUGUACCAGCAGCUGCACACGUACGUGAGGAAGGAGCUGAAGAAAACAUAUGGACCAGACAAGUUCCCCGUCACUGGACAUAUCCCAGCCCACAUCCUAGGAAAUCUGUGGGCUCAGGAAUGGGGAAAUGUAUAUAACCUGAUGGUUCCAUUCAGAAACAAGGCGAGAGUGGAUAUAACGCCAACCAUGAAAGCAAAGAAUUUCACAGCAAGAAAAAUGUUCGAGAUAGCCGAAGAGUUCUACACGUCGAUCGGCCUUUCGGCGAUGCCCGAGGAGUUCUGGAACAAGAGUAUGAUCGUGAAGCCCUCAGAUGGGCGAGAUGUCGUCUGCUACGCCUCCGCCUGGGAUUUCAGCAAUCAGAAGGACUUCAGAAUAAAAAUGUGUACAGACAUCACAAUGGAAGACCUGAGCACCAUCCACCACGAAAUGGGCCACAUCGAGUACUAUCUACAGUACAAACACCAGCCAGUCAUAUUCAGAGCAGGCGCCAAUCCAGGUUUCCAUGAAGCAAUUGGCGAUACCAUGGCACUGUCUGUUUCCACACCAAAACACUUGAGAAAAAUAGACCUUCUCAAGCCAGGACCCGAGGAUGAUGAAAGUGAUAUAAACUUCCUGAUGAAGACAGCCUUAGACAAGAUCGCCUUCCUGCCAUUUGGGUAUCUGAUUGACCAGUGGCGGUGGAGCGUGUUCAGUGGGGAUACACCACCCUCGGAAUGGAACUCCAAGUGGUGGGAUUUAAGAUGUAAAUACCAAGGUAUUGCCCCACCUGUAGUGAGGUCAGAAGAUGACUUUGAUCCAGGUGCGAAAUACCACGUGGCCGCCAACGUUCCCUACAUCAGGUAUUUCGUGAGUUUCGUGAUUCAGUUCCAGUUCCACAAAGCGCUAUGCGACAAGGCAGGCCAGACAGGACCUCUGCAUAGAUGCGAUAUUUACAGAUCCACAGCGGCAGGGAACAAACUGAGGACACUGCUAGCCAUGGGGUCGUCUAAACCCUGGCAGGACGCUAUGGAGGUACUGACGGGUCAGCGUCAGAUGAACGCCAGUGCCUUGAUGGAGUACUUUGAUCCCCUUAUUAAAUGGCUGAAGGUUCAAAACGAAGGCGAAUUGCAAGGCUGGACGGACCUUUGUCCCGAUCCUGAAUCGGGGAAGAUCAGCGACUUGGGACAGGCUGAAGAGUUCCUGGCAGACUACGAGAGACAGGCGAUGGCAGUAUAUUACCGCAGCUCCGAGGCGUCCUGGGCGUACGAAACCAACAUGACCGACCACAAUAGUGAUGCUAUGAUUGAAGAAAAUUUGAAAGAAUCGAAGUUUUCCAAAGUGGUUGCCCGCAACGCCUCCAUGUUUAACUGGAAGAAGUUUGAAGAUAAACUUUUGAUAAGGAAAUUUGAAACUCUUUCAUCGCUUGGAACAUCAGCUCAAAAGGACUUGGCUAAAAUUAAACGUCUCAAUAAAGUUCAGUCGGAGAUGACAAAUAUAUACAGCACUGGGAAAGUUUGUCUGAAUUCUUCACAAUGUUUGGAACUGGAGCCAGGUAUAACCCGUCUGAUGGCCGAGUCGCGGGACUACGACACACUAACGACGGUGUGGAAGAAGUGGCGUGACGUCACCGGCAAGAAGAUGAAAUCUCUAUACCAGGAGUUCGUACAGCUCAGUAACGAGGGGGCCAGAGCAGAUGACUACGCUGACACUGGCGACCUGUGGAGGUCGUACUACGAGACGGACUCGUUUGAGAAGGACCUGCAGGAUCUACUGCACCAGCUGAAGCCGCUCUACCAGCAGCUGCACGUGUACGUGAAGAGGAAACUCGUCCAGGUUUACGGCGAGGACAAGUUCCCCGAGGGGGGACACAUUCCCGCCCACCUACUGGGUAACAUGUGGGCCCAGGAGUGGGGCAACAUCUUCAACAUUUUGCAGCCGUUCAAAGGCAAGUCCGCCAUUGACGUCACGGACGAGAUGAGAGCGCAGAACUACACAGUCUUAAAGAUGUUUAAAACGGCUGAAGAUUUCUAUCUGUCUCUGGGUCUUCGUAAGAUGCCAGACUCGUUUUGGAAGAAGUCAAUGAUCAGCAAGCCAGCGGAUGGAAGACCCGUGGUGUGCCACGCCUCCGCCUGGGAUUUCUUUAACAAUAAAGACUUCAGGAUUAAAAUGUGUACUGAUAUUACCAUGGAAGAUCUGAUGACGAUUCACCACGAGAUGGGACACAUUCAGUACUACCUUCAGUACAUCGACCAGCCCAUUGUGUUCAAGGGGGGAGCCAAUCCAGGAUUCCAUGAGGCAGUUGGUGACGUCAUGGCGUUAUCGGUGUCAACCCCGAAACACCUUCAGAAAAUAGGUCUGAUUAAAAACCUGGUUGAAGACAAAGAAAGUGAGAUAAAUUACUUGAUGAAGAUGGCUCUGGACAAGAUCGCCUUUCUCCCGUUUGGUUACCUCAUGGACCAGUGGCGGUGGAGCGUGUUCAGGGGAGACACCCCUCCUAAAGAAUACACCCAGAAAUGGUGGGAUCUCAGAUGCAAACAUCAAGGAAUUAGCCCACCUGUACACAGGACAGCUGACGACUUUGAUCCAGGUGCAAAAUUCCACAUAGCCGACAACACCCCGUACAUAAGAUACUUUAUAAGCAACGUCAUCCAGUUUCAGUUCCAGAAAGCUCUCUGCACUGCUGCCAAUCAAACUGGUCCGCUCAACAGAUGUGACAUAUACCAGUCUAAGGCAGCUGGACAGAAACUGAGUGCUAUGCUAAGACUAGGCGAGUCCAAACCCUGGCCAGACGCGCUCUUUGCUCUCACUGGCCAACGCAAGAUGGACGUCGGUCCCUUGGUGGACUAUUUCAAACCUCUUCUUGAUUGGCUGGAGAAGGAAAAUAGAGGCCAUAUCAUUGGCUGGGACGAGAGGUGUCCUCCUGGAAAGGUGGGGUUAAUCGCGGACGUGAAUGAGGCGAAGAAAUGGCUGCUGAAGUUUGAAGAAAAGGUCGAAAACGUCACUGUCACAGCUGUCAAUGCUUCUUUCAUAUACAAAACAAACAUUACCGACCACAACAAACAAAAGCGGGUUGAAACAAACCUAGCCGCCGCAGCGUUUGACAAGAAAUCGGCUGCUGAAGCAGAACGGUUCGACUGGGAGAAUUUCGCGGAUAUGACUCUCAAACGACAGUUCCAGAAGAUCACCGACAUCGGAACCAGCGCUCUGAAAAACCUCACCAAGUUGGAGACGAGAGCCAAUCUUCAGUCUGAAAUGGAUGAAAUAUAUAGCAAAGGCAAAGUGUGUUUGACAAACGGAACAUGCUAUGACUUCGCACCAGGUUUGAACCGACUAAUGGCCAAGUCCACGGACUAUGAUGUCUUGCUGCACAUCUGGAAGGGAUGGCGUGAUGCAACAGGGAAGAAGAUCAAAGAGAAAUACCGCCAAUUCGUCGCCAUCAGCAACGAGGCAGUCACAGAAAUUGGUUACCAUGAUGUGGGAGAGUACUGGAGGUCACAGUUUGAAACAUCAACAUUCCAAAAAGACAUUGCCAAAUUAAUUGAACAACUUCAGCCAUUCUACAAACAGCUCCACGCCUACGUCAGACGUAAACUCAUAAAGAAAUAUGGACGACAAAGAUUCCCCUACAGUGGUCAUAUUCCUGCUCAUCUGCUUGGUAAUAUGUGGGGACAGCAGUGGACCAAUAUCUAUGACAUAACAGCGCCAUUUCCAAACAGAACAGGUGUAGAUGUCACUCCUCAAAUAAUAGAACAGGGAUACACUGUAGAGAAGAUGUUCUGGACAGCUGAGGACUUCUUCAAGUCUCUGGGUCUGGACGCGAUGCCGAUGAGUUUCUGGAAGGACUCCAUGUUGAAGAAACCAAACGACAGGGACGUCGUGUGUCACGCCUCAGCCUGGGACUUCUACAAUGGCAAAGACUUCAGAAUAAAGAUGUGUACAGAACUAACCAUGGAUGACCUGAUCACAAUCCACCAUGAGAUGGGUCAUGUGCAGUAUUACCUACAGUACAAACAUCUACCGCACGUCUUUCGAAGGGGAGGCAAUCCAGGAUUUCACGAGGCAAUUGGUGACGUGAUGGCUUUAUCAGUAGCAACUCCAGGCCAUCUUCAUAAAAUCGGACUUUUGGAAAAACUGGAGGAUGAUUCUGAAACUGACCUCAAUUACUUGAUGUUGAUGGCGCUGGACAAAAUUGCAUUUCUUCCCUUUGGUUAUCUAGUUGACCAGUGGAGGUGGAGUGUAUUUAGUGGAGACACGCCAGUCAGUCGCUACAACACAGAUUGGUGGAAGUUAAGGUGCAAGUAUCAAGGAAUAUCUCCACCCAUUAAACGUACAGAAGACGAUUUCGACCCCGGUGCUAAGAGUCACAUACCAUCGAAUACCCCGUAUAUCAGAUACUUCGUGAGUUUCGUCAUACAGUUUCAAUUCCACAAAGCUCUCUGCCAGGCUGCCGGGCAUAGUGGGCCACUUCACAAAUGCGACAUCUACAACUCCACGCGAGCUGGCAAGUUACUAGGAGACAUGUUGAAGCUGGGAUCGUCCAGCCCGUGGCCUGACGCUAUGGAGGUGAUCACAGGACAGAGGAAAAUGGACGCCGGAGCGCUCAUCGAAUACUUCCAGCCCCUCUCGGACUGGCUGAAGGAGCAGAACCAGGGGCGGGACGUAGGGUGGGAAGAGGCGUGCCCAGAGGAGGGGCUGGACCCGCUAGUUGUCUUUCUGGAUGAGUAUGACCAUGAUGCCGAGAAGCACCGAGAGCAGAUGUACUUUGCAGACUGGGCCUACGAGACGAACAUCACGGAUGAAACGGCCGCGGCUUCAGUGAAAGGCAGAAAUUACCUGGCAGCAUUUGAGAAAGAGGCAGCUGCCAUAGCCAAUUCCUACGACUGGAAGAACCUCACCGAUGGGACGAUGAAAAGAAGAUUCAAGAUGAUCACCAACAUAGGAACGAGCGCCAUGAGGGACAAAUCAAAACUGAAAAGGAUGAAUGAAUUGCAGUCAAAGAUGGAAGGAAUGUAUGGGACUGGAACCGUUUGUCUUGAGAACAAUAAAUGUCUGACUCUUGAACCAGACCUGGAAAAGAUAAUGUCGACGUCACACGACUAUGACAAACUGCUGACCGUGUGGAGAGGGUGGCGAGACAGCACGGGGAAGAAGAUGAAGUCUCUGUACGAGGAGUUUGUGUCGCUCAGUAAUGACGGAGUGAAGGAAUUGGGUUACCCUGACACUGGUGAGUACUGGAGGUCAUCCUAUGAGAGCGACACGUUCCAGGUGGAUCUCGAGAAUAUGCUGACUCAGCUUCGUCCUCUGUACGAACAGCUACACACGUACGUCAGGAAAGAGCUCCGGAAGGUCUACACGGGUCACAAGUUCCCUGAGUCGGGACACAUACCUGCGCACCUGCUAGGCAAUAUGUGGGCCCAGGAAUGGAAUAAUUUAUAUGACAUUCUUCAACCCUACAAGAACAGGUCGAGUGUUGAUAUCACACCAGCCAUGGUUCGUCAGGGCUACACCGUGAACCAGAUGUUCAGGACUGCUGAACACUUCUUCCUCUCGUUGGGUCUGGAAAAGAUGCCUGACACUUUCUGGAAGGAUUCUGUGCUGGCCAAGCCGGCAGGAAGAUCUAACUUGGUUUGCCAUGCAUCCGCCUGGGAUUUCUUCAAUGCUAAAGAUUUCCGAAUUAAGAUGUGCACGGACAUCAACAUGGAAGACCUGGUCACUAUCCACCACGAGAUGGGACACAUCCAGUAUUUUCUGCAGUACAAACACCAGCCCCAGUCUUUUCGAGACGGCGCAAAUCCCGGAUUCCAUGAAGCUAUUGGAGACACAAUGGCUCUGUCAGUUGCAACACCAAAACAUCUUCGUAGAAUUGGUCUGCUAGGCGAGAGUCAAGACAAUUACUUGGACGACAUUAAUUUCUUGCUAAAAAUGUCUUUGGAGAAAAUAGCGUUCCUGCCGUUUGGCUACCUGAUAGACCAGUGGAGGUGGAGCGUGUUCAGCGGGGAAACCACGUCAGAUAGAUACAACGCAAAGUGGUGGGAGCUCAGAUGCAAAUACCAAGGUAUCUCACCUCCUGUUAAACGAACCGAACAAGACUUUGACCCCGGAGCAAAAUACCACAUACCUGAUAAUACACCAUAUAUUAGAUACUUCGUGAGUUUUGUCGUCCAGUUCCAGUUCCACAAGGCCCUGUGUGAGGCGGCGGGACACACCGGUCCUCUUCACAAGUGUGACAUCUACCAGUCUGCAGCAGCUGGCAAGCUACUGGGGGAUAUGCUUCGGCUUGGUUCCUCAAAACCGUGGCCAGAUGUUAUGGAACAAAUGACUGGUCAGCGAAAGAUGGACGUGGGCCCACUGAUUAAAUAUUUUAAGCCGCUUGUUGAUUGGCUGAAAGAACAAAACAAAAUGGAGCGCCCCGGAUGGACAGAAGCGUGCCCUACUUUUGACGAUGCUGGAAAACGACAACAAAGAACAACGAAAACACCUAUACCCAAAAAACAACCUGACACCUCGAACGCCAAUAUCGUCACAUCUCAGUUAUCUGUUAAAAUUACUUUAAUUUUGUUUUUAAUUUUAAAAAUAAUAUUUUGAUCAUGUGAGAAACAAUUUUACUUUUAUUGCCGUCUCCAGAAAUGUUACAUAUUAUUUUUGGUAUCCCAGAUAACAUUAUUGGCGCUGGUUCUAAUAUGAACACUUUCAACUUUUGAAUGAUGUAUUGACAUUAACGGUCACAGGUAGUUCUAGUUAUUGUCAGUCGUUUAGGAUAUAUGAUAUACGGAACAUUAAUUGUGAACUAAUUACACAAAUAAUGUUGUAAAUAUUUGCUACAACUGUUUAUACCAUCAUGACCCGACUUUCCUGUGAGAACUAUGCACAGCUCAUAAACUGGUACAUAUUUAUAGCAUAUUAAACGAGCUUCCAUUUCGUAUCAUGUUUAUGUCGCCAGUGAAAUAUGUUUUAUCACGAGCUUUAGCGAGUGACAAUGACAAUUAUUUCACAUGGGACAUAAACAGGAUACCACACGGUAGCGAGUUUAAUAUCCUUUUUAUUACCCAUUAAUCGAUUUCAAUUUAUAUCACUAAACUCGUUUAACGUUUCGGUAAGGUCCUAAUAUGCCAGUCCUAUGACGUCGAGGUGUUACGUCUCACUUGAUAUUCUAGUGGGAGGUAUCACUUUGAUAUGCACCAAGAUAUCUGUAAAGGUACAGAUCCUAGCUUUUAAACAGUAAGGAAGAUUUUUCACCUAGAUCCUAGAUUCAACUCAUAACAAUGGACACUAAGUUUGGUUAAUUUACAAACAUGUAGCAAAGUUGGAUACAACAGUGACAGAAGAGUCUGCUACGUUGAAAUACCCUUAAAAAUAGACUAAAACGCGACUCCAUAAUCAUUACGUCUCAGACGCACGUGCGUUUUUAAAAAUAUGAAAAAUGCAUUAUGUGGUAUUAGAAACACCAGGAUGACCAGAA
Messenger RNA from Gigantopelta aegis, 10014 nucleotides. RefSeq lists its product as uncharacterized. Gene Ontology annotation, biological process: proteolysis. NCBI's taxonomy places the organism in Eukaryota, Metazoa, Mollusca, Gastropoda, Neomphalida, Peltospiridae. The record is from RefSeq and is a predicted model, not a curated record. Gene Ontology annotation, molecular function: peptidyl-dipeptidase activity; metallopeptidase activity. Gene Ontology annotation, cellular component: plasma membrane. The coding region runs from base 126 to 9140 and encodes 3004 amino acids. The transcript is spliced from 61 exons.